CAAAAUCUUGUACUGAACCGGAUUCCGAUAAGUAUCAAUCCAGCUGGGGCCGCUUCAAGCGGGUUGACUCUGUGCUGGGGUUGUGUAUUUCAUUCUGUCGAGAAUGGAAUGGCCAGAUUUCGUCCGAAAUAUGCGAAAAGGCAUCUCACACAAGGAACCAGUCGCUGGAUACGUCAGAAUGAAUUCUAUCUCGGAAUCGCCGCCUUCCUCGGAGUUAUUUUAUUUGCGGGGCUUCUCAACGACUUCAUCAACUACACGAUUAUGGAAACGCCGCUCAAUACAACCCAAUCUUUCACUUAUAUCACUUUGGUUAUUCACGUCAUCGCCUUCAUGCUUUCGAUCGCGGGUUUCGUUUACACGACUAUGAGAUAUCAGACACGAAUGGAUAGAAUAUCGUUUUCUCUUAUUGUUUUCAACGGAACCUGCUUUCUAUUUCGAGUCAUCCUGGAUCUAACACUAAUCAAUUACAGAAUGGAAUUUUACAUUUAAUUGGCUGUACUUCUGCAUGUAUAUCAAUAAUUUUAUUUUUUGAAGAUUA
This is a messenger RNA of Styela clava, 538 nucleotides long. RefSeq lists its product as uncharacterized. NCBI's taxonomy places the organism in Eukaryota, Metazoa, Chordata, Ascidiacea, Stolidobranchia, Styelidae. The record is from RefSeq and is a predicted model, not a curated record.